Messenger RNA from Corticium candelabrum, 1390 nucleotides. Its product is annotated as low-density lipoprotein receptor-related protein 2-like. Lineage: Eukaryota; Metazoa; Porifera; Homoscleromorpha; Homosclerophorida; Plakinidae. Gene Ontology annotation, molecular function: Wnt-protein binding; Wnt receptor activity. Bases 169 to 720 code for a protein of 183 amino acids. The transcript is spliced from 8 exons. Gene Ontology annotation, biological process: canonical Wnt signaling pathway. The record is from RefSeq and is a predicted model, not a curated record.
UCUUGCUGUUGAUCCAUUGAGAGGGUAUCUGUUCUGGGCUGAUUGGGGGAUCACUCGCAUAUCAGUGCUGCUGUGAUGGACGGAACGAGACAGAGACACAUUGUGGUGGAUGGAUUGGUGUGGCUGAAUGGAAUAGCGGUUGAUACGAUAACACAGAGGAUCUACUAGAUGGACGGCAAUCAUGGAGUGGUUGAGGUUUGUGAUUAUUUGGGUCACAAUAGAAGAGUUAUUAUACAGGGUGGUGUUGGACGGCCUCUCUUUAUUGCGUUGUAUGAGGAAAAGGUGUACGUGUCAUCUGAUUGGGGACCGAGGAAGGAGGGAAGAGUUUUUGUUGCCAAUCGAUUUGAUGGAUCACAUUUGAUGAUGAUUGAUCAUGAUGUGGACUCUGUACACGGCAUUGCAGUUUAUCAGAAACAACAACAGCAACACACUCCCAAUCACUGCGAUCAAGCGAACUGCAGUCAUUAUUGUGUCACCAGUUUUGUGUCGGACUACAAGUGUUUCUGUCCCGAUGGCUCCCACUUGUUGAAUGACGAAAAAACAUGUUCAGUCGGUGUUGAAAGAUGUAAUGACAGUUACUGUAAUUACAAUGGACAUUGUGUGAAGGAAGGCAACACAAAUAAAUGUUUAUGUCGUAGUGACCGCACUGGAUCUCAAUGCACUGACGUUGUUUGCAAGACUCUGUCUUGUCCCAUCACUCGAUGCCACAGCCGUGGAUGAUGUUAUAUCUCAGUAGAAGGUCACUACUGCAUUUGUAAUGAUGGUUACUCUGGUGUUUACUGUGAGUCCGAUAUCUCUCCCAUCACUUCUCCAUUUGAUAAUUCUACAACCACAUCUCCUGCAUCACCUCGUGUUGUCGAUAAUGUCGGUCAGAGCAAAGGAAGCAACGCAGUAGCCAUUUCUGUAGGAGGUGCCAUCGGUGGUCUAGUGGUCGUCGCAAUUAUUAUCAUUCUCGUUAUUCUCUUGGUAAAGAAUGUGAGAGGCAAGCUGUUGAUUAACUUUGAUAAUCCCAUGUACCAUUCUGACUCUAGCUCAGUUGUUAUCCCACCAAAGGUGGGAGUUGAAGAGGUCAACCACAGUAAAGAGGUCAAUGGCACGCAUACAGCUCUGGCUACUUCCACGUCUGUCUGACGAAUCCUUGAGAGAAUCGUUUUCUUCCUUUGGUGGUCUAGUGUUGUUGACCUUGAUAACGUUGAGUUUACCAAUCAUCAUCAUCCGAUCACGUGACGUCAAUACUAAACAAGCAAUUUCGUUUUCCAUUUAAAUUAGCAUAGUUCUUUUGACUGCAUGUAAGAUACAUGAAUUAGUACAUAAUAGGACACACAAGUUACCUUAAUUGUAGAAAAAUGAAUGUUAUAGAGAAAGAAAUUGAUAUUAAUGUGUGGAAGAC